Molecule: messenger RNA, 1030 nt
Organism: Neltuma alba
Lineage: Eukaryota; Viridiplantae; Streptophyta; Magnoliopsida; Fabales; Fabaceae
Exons: 6
Coding region: 1-696 (231 amino acids)
Source: RefSeq, a predicted model, not a curated record
AUGGAUGGGCUCGGCCUAAGGUGGAUUCACGGUGGUUUGGGGUUUAGGUGUGGAUCUAGUAAGGUUUGGUGCUGUUUGAGGUUCAUUUUCUGGAAGGAAAAACUCUCAUUCCUCUCCACUCUCCUCCUGAAUGGGUGUUUUGGUGCAGUAGGGUUAAAGUUCAUUGUGAUAGAGAAUUUUUUUCAAGCUGGACUUAGUUUAACAACGGACUUGAUUGAUAGGCUAUGUGCAAGGGUUGUCAUUGGUCAGUAUGAUCUUUUUCUUAAGGUCUCAUCGAAGAGGGAAGUUGUCAAAGCUCUAAUUCAACGAGGAUUUUCUAAUGAUGUCGCGCAGUGGGUAGUCACUAACCUACAACCAACCAGUCCUUUUGGCUCACGAAUGUCAAGCUUCUCGUGGAUGUUUGACCUAAAGGCGAUUGCUGAAAUGUAUCAGUCAUAUGAAGAAACAAAUUUGUGGAAAAUUGUUGAAAAUGUUCCUCGUGGUGUGCAUAUGAACUUUCUGAAAGCAGAGAGAAGUCUACACAGAUGGGCUCUUGAAGAUCUUGAACGAAUCCAUGCUGCUGAGGAGCUGGCUGCCGAGGAAGGUGGUGGAGUUGAAAUGCAUGUUCUUGAAGAUGCUGGCCACUGGGUACAUGCAGAUAACCCAGAUGGACUCUUCAGGAUCCUAUAUUCGUCUUUUCAGGGAGUCAAGACCUAAACUUGCAAAUAUGUACACUUUCUCACGUAGCGCUUUUCUUUUUGUUUUGGGUAUUGAGGGCUGGUUCGUAAUGAACCGGUCAUGUUAUUUCUUGUUAAUUUCUCAUUCUAUUGUUUUUGCAUGUAAUUUUUUUCUUCCACAUUGCACAUGCACUUCAUUAUAUUUUCCUCAUGGAAACAUCACCCGUCACAGAUAGUUAAAAAGUUGGGUUAAAGAGCAUUGUCUCUCCUCAACUAUUUCACAACGAGAACUCAAUAUCUGAAACUGUUUUGAGUAGUGUUUUUUGUUGGUGUUAAAGUUGUUGCAAUGCUGAGUAUUGGCCGGUGGAUAUUAA